This is a messenger RNA of Rosa chinensis, 1792 nucleotides long. RefSeq names its product plastidal glycolate/glycerate translocator 1, chloroplastic. NCBI's taxonomy places the organism in Eukaryota, Viridiplantae, Streptophyta, Magnoliopsida, Rosales, Rosaceae. The transcript has 8 exons. The record is from RefSeq and is a predicted model, not a curated record. Bases 69 to 1652 code for a protein of 527 amino acids.
CCACACAAUGACAUGGUUUCUCUGUUACACGAUCCUUCACUCACUCCUCUCUCCCUCACUUUACUACAAUGUCGACUUUCUCGGCCGCACCCAAUAAUAUUCAUACCUGUUUCCGCAACCACCACAAUUCGUUAUUCUUUUUCCCCACUUGUGUGACGUCUUCAGUUUCCAAAUAUCCGGGAAGCCAUAAAACAACCUCAACUGUUACUUUCAAUGGCAUCAGAUCAAAACAUAACAGGACUAGUUUCCAAAACACUCCAGUUUUCGGAGGACUCAAUCCCUCCAGGUUCUUGCAAAUGGGUUCUGAAGAAGCUUGCUCCAGCAGACAGAGUCUGAUCAAAUCAACUGGCUCAGAGAGUGCCAGCACUUCCACUCUGUCUCAAAAUGUGGUUGGGGUUUUGCAUCUGGUUGUUUCACUUGGGAUCAUUCUUGCAAUAGACAAAUUCUUGAAGAAGGCAUUUGUGGCAGCUGCAAUUAAGUUCCCGAGUGCGCUUUUCGGGAUGUUUUGUAUAUUCUCAAUUCUAAUCGGUCUUGAUGCCACUGUUCCUGCUGUGGCAAAAAGCUUGAUGAGUUUCUUUCAGCCGGCGCUGUUGUUCAUUCAGAGAUGGCUGCCGUUGUUUUAUGUGCCAUCUUUGGUUGUUUUGCCGCUUUCUGUUAAGAGUAUUCCCCCGGCUUCUGGCAUCAAGAUUUGCUAUAUUAUAGCUGGAGGCUGGCUGGCUUCACUAGCUGUUGCAGGAUAUACGGCAAUAGCAAUCAGAAAACUGGUAAAGACUGAAAUGACAGAUGCUGAGCCUAUGGCAAAACCCUCUCCAUUUUCUUCCCUUGAAGCAUGGUCUUGGAGUGGGAUCCUCCUCAUCUCAUUUGUUGGAGCAUUAGUAAACCCAACAGCACUGGGGACAAGUGCUCUGACAUGCCUUCCAUUCCUACUUGCAUCCACUGUGUUAGGUUACAUUGUUGGUUCUGGAUUGCCAUCAGAUGUGAAGAAGAUUUUCCACCCAAUUAUUUGUUGUGCCCUAUCUGCAGAUGUGGCAGCAGUGGCUUAUGGAUACUUUUCCAAGUCUGGGCUUGAUCCUGUCCUUGAAUCUUACCUUACAAAGGUUUCAUCAAACCCUGGAGCUGGUGAUAUUCUGAUGGGAUUCUUGGGGUCUGUUAUCCUCUCAUUUGCUUUCUCAAUGUUCCAACAGAGGAAGCUGGUCAAGAGGCAUGCAGCAGAGAUUUUCACAUCUGUAAUCGUAUCGUGCAUAUUCUCAUUGUAUUCAACCGCUCUUAUUGGACGUCUGGUUGGGUUAGAAUCAAGUUUGACCGUCUCAAUUCUACCACGAUGUAUAACCGUGGCAUUAGCCCUCAGCAUUGUGUCUUUAUUCGAAGGUGCCAAUUCAUCUCUCACAGCUGCCGUUGUUGUAGUAACUGGUUUGGUGGGAGCUAAUUUUGUACAGGCAACACUUGAUAAACUACAGUUCCGAGAUCCUAUUGCUCGGGGAAUAGCUACUGCAUCUAGUGCUCAUGGAUUGGGAACAGCAGCAUUGUCAGCCAAGGAACCCGAGGCUCUCCCAUUUUGUGCCAUUGCUUAUGCUUUGAAUGGUAUAUUUGGUUCUUUGCUCUGCUCAAUUCCCGCAGUCAGGCAAAGCUUGCUUGCCGUGAUUGGAUCAUGAGCCUACCAAUCAUAUGUAUAGUCAACAUUGCUGGGUAUAUGUGUGGUUGUGUACAGUACAGAUAUUCAUAUUACUAGGGGAAAAAAUCAAAUUUAAACAGGAGCAAACAAUUCUGUGUGGUAAUUUUCUUUGAAGAUCUA